CCAUGAGAGAGUACAAAGUGGUGGUGCUGGGCUCGGGCGGCGUGGGCAAGUCCGCGCUCACCGUGCAGUUCGUGACGGGCUCCUUCAUCGAGAAGUACGACCCGACCAUCGAGGACUUCUACCGCAAGGAGAUCGAGGUGGACUCGUCGCCGUCGGUGCUGGAGAUCCUGGACACGGCGGGCACCGAGCAGUUCGCCUCCAUGCGGGACCUGUACAUCAAGAACGGCCAGGGCUUCAUCCUCGUCUACAGCCUCGUCAACCAGCAGAGCUUCCAGGACAUCAAGCCCAUGCGGGACCAGAUCAUCCGCGUGAAGCGGUACGAGCGGGUGCCCAUGAUCCUGGUGGGCAAUAAGGUGGACCUGGAGGGCGAGCGCGAGGUCUCGUACGGCGAGGGCAAGGCCCUGGCCGAGGAGUGGAGCUGCCCCUUCAUGGAGACGUCGGCCAAAAACAAAGCCUCGGUGGACGAGCUGUUCGCCGAGAUCGUGCGGCAGAUGAACUACGCGGCGCAGCCUACCGGCGACGAGGGCUGCUGCUCGGCCUGCGUGAUCCUCUGAGCGCCCCCGCACCCUACCCGGCCGCGCUCGGCGCACAAAAGCCAAACCACCGACUCUUCUGCAAUGUGAUUCUUGGUGUUUUUUUUUUUUUCCCCCUCCCUCUUUGCUUUGAGAUUGGAGACAACUUUGCAAGGGCCGGGGUGCUCCCGGGAGCUCUGCCGGCCUGCGCGCCCUGUGUUCCAAGGGAGUGUCCAGUCCUGACCAUCCGACGCCCUGGUGGAAGUGUGGCUCUGGUUUUUGGUGUUUUUUUUUCUUUUUUUAAAAUUUUUUGCAGCAUGUACAUUUUUCGUUGAUUUGGGUUGACGCCCGUUGACACCCCCCCUCCGCCCCUCCUCUUCUGAGUCGCCCGAAAAGGCUCUGUUACUGCCAAUUCGACACCCGGCAAGCAAAAAAGUUUCAGCUGCAAAAAGAUGGGGGGAGGGGGAAAGGAAGUGGAAGGGGAGAAGGAGAUGAGGCUGGGGGCGGGGUCCUCCUUUUUGUGUGUGUCUAUGUGUCAACAACUGUUUUCUGGUUCCAAGUUUUAAAUACCUGGAAGGAAGCCCAGGAGAACCAUAUGAAGGAGCAAGGAGGAGAGGAGGAAACGCUUGAGUUUUUCCCUUGUUUUCCAGGAGUAGCUGGAAGUUAAGAUUGGGUUCCUUUUCUGCCAGCUUGGAAGGGCAACCCCGUGACUGCAUCUGAGGCUGUCUAUGCAAAGUUGGAUUCUUGUUGCCGUGUAUCCAAUCGGAAGUAUUGCACACGUGAACUGGGACUGUUAACACUGAGGCCAAUACAGUGUGGGGUGCCAGAAAGUGUCUGCUGAUAUUUGUGGAAAGAAAAAAAUUCUAUUUUGUUUACCUACUGUAUCAAAAGGGAGUUGGGGGGGUGGGGAGAAUGGUAGUAUUUUUUUUUAUCAGCUGUGAAAAAAAAAUUGUUACAGAUCUGCACAUUUGCCUGUGUACCAGUGUGUGUAUGUGUGUGUGUGUGUGUGUGUGUGUGUGUGUUGAUAAACCUAGCGCUUUUUUGAUGUUUAAUUUUUUUUUUUUUUAAGAUUCUAAGGAUUUGCUUUUUAAGACACAGUACAAAGACUUUGUGCGUGUGAUUCAGGGCCCCCAGCACCCCUGCGUCUGCAGAGUGCCUUCAAAACUCAGCUGGUCCAGCCGGUGCCAACCUGUGAACUUCCCAUGCCACCCCCCACCUGCUCUUCCCCCAAACCACUUGUCAGUGUCCUUGUAGCAAUCUCCCAGCCAGGACAAUAGGCCUGUUGUUCAGUGAAUUUCUUUCAUUAUGUUCAGCCUUUAAAAUGUAAUUUCCAUGUUUUGCAAUGGGUUGGUUUCUUUUUUUUUUUUUUUAAUUUCUGGGCUUCAUUUUGUUCCAGUGUUCAGGUUAGCUCGUUCUUGAUAUUGUUUUUACUUUUUUUAUUAUUAUGUGUUAUAAGAUGUUCCUUCAGAAGCAAAGAGUAAAAUUUUGCUGUUGUGAUGUACCAAGAGAAUUCUAAUUGUAAUUUUUAAUUCCAUGCGUCUCCUCAUUGUCUCUUCAUUUUAAGACUUUUAAUACAGAUGUCGUUUUU
Ochotona curzoniae (black-lipped pika) is the source of this 2100-nucleotide messenger RNA. It is a transcript of the gene RAP2B, whose product is annotated as RAP2B, member of RAS oncogene family. Gene Ontology annotation, biological process: Rap protein signal transduction; negative regulation of cell migration. NCBI's taxonomy places the organism in Eukaryota, Metazoa, Chordata, Mammalia, Lagomorpha, Ochotonidae. Gene Ontology annotation, cellular component: plasma membrane. The transcript has a single exon. The record is from RefSeq and is a predicted model, not a curated record. Bases 3 to 554 code for a protein of 183 amino acids. Gene Ontology annotation, molecular function: GTPase activity; GTP binding; GDP binding.